Messenger RNA from Syzygium oleosum, 2283 nucleotides. RefSeq lists its product as uncharacterized. The transcript is spliced from 10 exons. Lineage: Eukaryota; Viridiplantae; Streptophyta; Magnoliopsida; Myrtales; Myrtaceae. The coding region runs from base 35 to 2185 and encodes 716 amino acids. The record is from RefSeq and is a predicted model, not a curated record.
CGUAAAAAAAUACUUCUCUGCUUUAGAUUUUUGCAUGCUCGAGAGACGGCACGCCAAAGAAUCCACCAUGGAUACCCAAGGCAGUUCGGUUGUGGAACCAUUGGCAGAGGUCCGCAUAGACGUGAGCUCAGAAGGCAUGGCAAUUAAGAAAGCUUCCCAAGACGGCCGCAAACCAACUUCAUUUGAAGACUACCAAGGGAUCACGAUUCAAUCAAAAACUAAAGAGGAUCCCAUAGAAAUAAGUUCAGAAGGCCCGACAAUUGAUAAAGCUUCUCAAGAUGGUGGCAGACCAACUUUCUUUGAAGUGUACCUGAGGAUCACGAAUCAAUCAAAAGCUUCUGAAGAUAGUGGCGGACCACUUGAAGUUAUGCCAGCACCAGUGGUCAUUGAAAAGAAUCGAUCAUUAUUUGUAGCAGCACAGAAAGGUGAUUGGAAAGCUGCCGAGAAAAUCCUCAAGAAAAAUCCCGAAAAACUGAAGGCCGAAGUUAUGACCGUAAAAGAUGAAUCCUUUACCGUGCUCAAUGUUGGGAUUAUGGCCUCACAAGAUCAAUUGGUCAAGAACCUCGUCAAGCGCUUCCCUCGAGAAUAUAAAGAUUUCGAUUUCAGUCGUUCCCUUGAGAGUGCUGCCUUGAGAGGAAGAAUAAAAAUGGUAAAGGCAUUGGUAAACCAUGUUAAACCUGAAAGUGUACGCAAUGCCCUGAAGUAUACUACUAAACAUGCUCCUAAGCAAAAGGAGGUUAUCUGGUAUCUGGCCAAAUGUAUAAAAUCCGCCCCAAUAGAUGGUACCAUGUCCAACCUUAUUAAGGCCGGCCAUUCGGACAUAGCCUUGUAUUUGGCUUGUCAACACCAAGGCUCAGCGUUACAUGACAAAAACAAGUGGAUUUUGGAAUGCUUGGCGAAGGUGGAGUCUAACUUUCAUAGUGGAGCUAGACUCAAUUUUUGGGAAAAAUCUACUGGCAAAUGUAGGUACUUCUGUAUCCCUCUAUGUCUGGUGGAUACGUCAUUCGACAACUCCAAAGACACGAAGACGGCUCGAGCACUUAAUCGGUUCAAGAUAUCACUCCCGAAUCUUGCCACAAAACCAGCACUUUUCAUCAAAAGCAUUGGAUUGAGGCACAAAUGCUCAAUUGAGUUAGCAAAAAUGGUUCUUACCCAGAUGAACGCUCAUAUGAAUACCAAGACGAACACUGAAAUACUUGAGCUUCUUUCAAGAAUUGUCCUCGACGCUGCAUCUCGUGGAAUCUGUGAAAUUGUCAAGUUAUGUUUCGAGCAUUUUCCAGAGUUGAUGUGGACCGAAAAUUUCAUAGAAAAAUUGACGAAAGAAGUUGUGAAUGGACGGCAUGUGGAGUUGUUUAGACUAGUGAGCGCACACUGCGAAAUUCCACUAUUGACUGAUGAUAAGACAAGGAAAGACGUCCCAACGAGGAAAGACAUCUUGAUGAAGGCAGUAGUAGAUUGGUCACCAAGAUGUCUACCCAAAGAUGUUUCUGGAGCACCUUUUCUUAUGCAGAGGGAGCUCCAGUGGUUUAAGGUGCUAGAAGACACGAGCAAUACUUCUUCUAGAAGUAUGAAAUUGAAGGUCGACACGAUCGAUCCUGCUUCAAAAACUAGGAGAUCGCCAAAAGAUAAAAAACCAUACUGGGAUGAUUUUGUAGAAAAACGCAAACAAUUGCUCAAAGAGGCGGGGCAAUGGAUGAAGGAUACGUCAUCAUCUUGUAGUCUCGUCUCGACUCUCAUCAUUACGGUAGCUUUUGCUGCGGCUUUUACAGCACCAGGAGGCAAUGAUGGUAGUACAGGGAUGCCGAUCUUUCUGAAAAGGGGCUCAUUCAUGGUAUUUGCAGUUGCAGAUGCUCUCGCUCUCUUCUCCUCUGUCACUGCCACCUUGAUGUUCUUGGCUAUCCUAACUUCACGUUAUGCUGCAGAAGAUUUUCUCUACUCACUACCGGAAAAAAUGAUACUGGGCCUUACUUUUCUCUUCCUCUCUUUGGCCUUUAUGCUGGUGGCAUUCAGCUCUGCUCUUACUAUAAUCCUGGGUGAACGAUUGACGUGGAUUUACGUCCCAAUUACUUUGUUGGCUGCCAUCCCCGUCGUAUUGUUCGCAAUCCUACAGCUUCCCUUGUACUUUGAAAUGGUCGAAUCCACCUAUUGGCCUCGCCUCUACCGUCCCUUGAAGCUUUGGAAAUGAUCUAUGUUAUUAUUGGACAAGGACAUUUGUGAUGUGAUAUUUGUUUGCAUUAUUACUGUGUGUGAGAUAUGACUAUCAUGGUGGUUACUUAUAAUAAA